Rubroshorea leprosula is the source of this 1115-nucleotide messenger RNA. Lineage: Eukaryota; Viridiplantae; Streptophyta; Magnoliopsida; Malvales; Dipterocarpaceae. The record is from the annotation of a GenBank genome assembly.
CUUUCUUCCCUCUCUUGGUCGAUUCCUACUUUUAUCCUUUUCUCCCUCUCUUCCUUCAUCUGGAAACUGCACAGGUAAGUUUUUGCCUCACUGCACAAUGCUUCAACAGGAUUGUGUUGCUUUUUUAUUGUCUUCAAUUCUUGAUAUACCAAACACACGACGUUGUAUGGUUAGUUGUGCAACUGUUUCAUUCCCUUUCUCCAUCUUUUACCUUCUCCCUCUCUUGCAAUUCUAACUGUUAACUGGUAUAAUUUCCAUUGCAGUGUUGAGUUCAGGAACUAAGUCUGUUCCAUUAAUAUCUGGCCAGUCCUGCUCCUAAGUGCUGCCUUUUCUUUUAUUUUUCUCAGAUGGGAGAGAGAUCACCUUUUCUUCAUUUCUAAAGUACUAAGCAGUUAGAAGAUUGGAAGAAAACUGUAGCUCUGAUUGAUUUUGCAAUGCCAGUUCCUCUUGCUCCAUAUCCAACACCUCCAGCACCAUAUUCAUCACCAGCCAAUGGUGCUCAGAGCCAACUUGUGUGUUCUGGAUGUCAAAACCUUUUACUCUAUCCGGUGGGAGCAACCUCUGUGUGCUGUGCUGUAUGCAAUGCAGUAACAGCUGUGCCACUACCUGGCACAGAAAUGGCUCAGUUGGUUUGUGGAGGCUGCCAUACCUUACUCAUGUACAUCCGUGGUGCCACAAGUGUUCAAUGUUCCUGUUGUCAUACCGUCAAUCUAGCCUUGGAAGCAAAUCAGGUGGCACAAGUCAAUUGUGGGAAUUGUAGGAUGCUACUGAUGUACCAGUAUGGAGCACGAUCUGUGAAAUGUACCGUAUGCAAUUUUGUGACAACAGUUGGAGCCUCAACAAGCACGACUGAGCAAAAAUUCAACAGCUAAUAUCGUUUUACACCAAGUCUGCCACUGUGAAUCCUAAAGCUGCAAUUUUUUGCAGAUUAUAAUAUUUCCCUCCAUGGUUGCAUCUCUCAGCCGGUAGAGCAACUUUCCACGUUCACAUGUGUAGAGUUAUUUUUUCCUUUUCGCGUGACAUGUAUGAAUAAGCAGUUUUGGCAAGUUGGAUAUUUGACAAACUAUUCCAUGAGGAAGACUUUUUAUUUGAGUUGAGCUGGUUUUUGGAUAAGA